AUGCAGGCUCCUCCACAUAGUAACUCAUACUUCUAUGAUUACAAAGAGCAUCAUAGUAUUCAUCUGCUGGCCUACAUUGAUGCUUAUAAAAAAUUUAUCAUUGUCGAAAUAGGUGCAGCUGGUCGUCAAAGCAAUGGUGUAUUUAAUAACAGUAAAACGGGCCAAAUGAUCAUGAAUCACCAGCUGAAUAUCCCGCCCCCACAACCAUUGGUUCCAGGGGGAUGCAAGCUUCCGUACAUUUUUUUGGGCGAUGAAGCCUUUGGGCUAAGUGAAUUUACUUUGACUUCAUACCCAAGAAGCUCAAAGCUCGACAUGAAAAAAAAGGUGUUAAACUACCGGCAGUCUAGAGCUCGAAGGAUAGUUGAAUGUGGUUUUGGAAGAUUUGUUAAAGUGUGGCAAUUAUUUGACAGUCGUGUAAAAAUUUCACUGCCAACAUUAUUAGAAUCAGUGAAAGCUUGUGUAUGUCUACACAACUUCAUUAUUAUGAAAGAUUCAAGUAGCAACAAAAAAACUGAACCCACUUCAAAUACACAGCAGUGUGAAGACUUGGAAGAAAAUUUAUAUUUAUUCAAGAGUGACAGGGCUAGACAAGUUGCUGCUGUACGCAUGCGAGACUGCUUUGCUGACUACUUCAUGAAUGAAGGAGCUGUGCCAUUUCAAUGGAAAAAAGCCAAUAAUGCUGACUUUUAA
Molecule: messenger RNA, 690 nt
Organism: Copidosoma floridanum
Lineage: Eukaryota; Metazoa; Arthropoda; Insecta; Hymenoptera; Encyrtidae
Source: RefSeq, a predicted model, not a curated record